AUGAAAGCAGCCCUCAUAGGCUCUGACCCCUCUGCCAUCAGCAGCUAUGUUGGGCUGGCGAGGAGGUGCGAUUCGCUGAGCAGCCAGAUGGAACUGUUGGGUCAGUGGAAAAGGCCCCGAGGCAACACAAAGAGUUCGGACAACUAUGACAACUACCAGAACCAUGGAGGCCAGUCUGCCCAGAAACAUGAUAAGAACACAUAUGGCUACCAAUCCAAGCGACCAGAAGACCAAGCGCUGUUGGGCAAGCGUGCCCACGGAGACGGCAAGGAGGUCAAAAUCGACAAGAUCACGUAUGUGUCGAUCGACCUCGAUGGACAUCAGCAGCAUCGUGUUUUCAUGUACGUCAUCGACGAUCUGAACUGGGAUAUGAUCCUGGGUAAACGAUGGAUGGAAGACCAGGAUGUUCACAUCCAUGCGAAGGAAGGAUAUCUCGAGAUCGGGUCCAAUGGAGUCCAAGUACGAGACCGACGACGUUACCAGCCUCCUCAGCUAGACGUCUCUAAUGUCAUGGCCGCAACCUUUUUAGCAGAAGCACGCCGUGACAAACGCAAAGGCGGCAUUGGAGUUCACUCGGUCACAAUGGCGGAUAUUGACAAGGCCCUAAGACCGAAACCGAAGACUGACGUAAUGGAGAAGCUGCCACCACAGUACCACAAGUGGUCUCGAGCUUUCUCUCAGCAACUGGCCGACCAGCUGCCCCCUCAUCGGCCAGGUGUGGACCUGAAGAUCGAAGUGCUGAAAGACGAGCAUGGCCGAGAGAAGCCCCUACCCUGGGGACCGCUUUACAGCAUGUCCCGCGAGGAGCUAUUGGUGCUACGAAAGACCCUCACAGAACUACUCGACAAGGGAUUUAUUAGAGUCAGCAGUUCGCCAGCCGCAGCACCAGUCCUUAUGAGGGACCGCUAUCCCUUGCCUUUACUGAGCGAGACCUUGCGAACGAUAGCCAAGGCAAGGUGGUUCACCAAGGUAGAUGUUAUAGCAGCGUUCCAUAAGAUCAGGGUCGCCCCUGGCGACGAAGAAAAGACAGCCUUCAGAACGCGCUAUGGAUCCUUCGAAUGGCUGAUAGUUCCAUUCGGCCUGACAGGCGCACCAGCAGCCUUUCAGCGGUAUAUUAACAGCGUGCUCCAGGAUUACCUCGAUGAUUUUGUGUCAGCGUAUAUCGACGAUGUCCUGAUCUUCUCCUCUGGAAGCCUGCAAGACCACCGCGACAAAGUCGGCAAGGUCCUCCAACGACUGAUGGACGCUGGGCUGCAACUGGACAUUGUGACGGUACAAGUGCACGAACAAGACAUCAACAAGAGCGAAUUCGAAGUCAAGGCUGUGAAAUACCUUGGGUUCAUCAUCGAGGCGGAGUGUGGGAUCCGAGUCGACCCAGAGAAGGUUGAGGCUGUGAAGGGAUGGGCAACCCCGACGAAUAUUAAAUCCGACGUGCCAUUCCGUUGGGAUGGAUUGUGCGAAGAAGCCUUCGAGAGGCUCAAGGACCUGUUGAUCACGGCCCCGAUCCUUGCACACUUCCAUCCAGAAAGGGAGACUAUCGUGGAAGCGGACGCUUCAGGAUUCGCGUCGGGAGGCAAACAUUCGGCAGCCGAAGCGAACUACGCUAUCCAUGACAAGGAGCUACUCGCCAUUCUCAGAUGUUUGGAGCAGUGGGAACCAGAGCUACGGGCAGUAGAGCACUUCAAGAUCCUAACGGACCACAAGAACCUGAGAUACUUCUACUCGGAAAGGAGGUUGACAGAGAGACAAGUGCGGUGGUCGGAGUUCCUGUCCAAGUUCCAAUUCAAGCUCGAAUGGAGGCCGGGCCGCAAGGGCGGAUUGCCUGACGCGCUCUCUCGACGGGACCAGGAUAUGCCGGCCAACUACUCCGAUGAACGACUAAAGGGACGCAUUAUGAGGCUAUUCCAAGACGACCACCUUAGAAGGGUCCCAAUAUCGACAUUGUCUACCAACACCGAGGGUGCCCAGGAAAUCAACUUCGGAAAAGAGAUCAGGAUAUUUGAAGAUGAGGAGUUACAGCAGCUGUGGCACGCCGCACGCCAAGAAGACAAGCUCUAUCAAGAACUCACGAAGCUGGUAGCAGAUGGAGCGAAGAGUUUGCCAACAGGAUUACAGAAGGAGAAGCCGCUACGUACGAAGAUCAUCCAGGAAACUCACGACUCUCAUAUCACCGGACAUCCUGGAAGGGACCUCACGUACUCGACUCUGUCGAGACGCUUCUUCUGGCCGGGUGCCGCUAGCGAUGUACGUCGCCGCUCCUAUUCCGCAACGCAUAUGGAGCGAAAUUACCAUUGA
Hirsutella rhossiliensis is the source of this 2295-nucleotide messenger RNA. Its product is annotated as reverse transcriptase (RNA-dependent DNA polymerase) domain-containing protein. The coding region runs from base 1 to 2295 and encodes 764 amino acids. The transcript is spliced from 9 exons. The record is from RefSeq and is a predicted model, not a curated record. NCBI's taxonomy places the organism in Eukaryota, Fungi, Ascomycota, Sordariomycetes, Hypocreales, Ophiocordycipitaceae.